Molecule: messenger RNA, 408 nt
Organism: Lithohypha guttulata
Lineage: Eukaryota; Fungi; Ascomycota; Eurotiomycetes; Chaetothyriales; Trichomeriaceae
Exons: 2
Coding region: 1-408 (135 amino acids)
Source: RefSeq, a predicted model, not a curated record
AUGCAUGGGGACGCUGAUUACAAUGAUCUUUCACUAACAGCAAAUCAACACAUGGUAACCGGAGACCAUCUUCUCCAGUGUGAUGAGAAGCUGGAAUUUCCCGAGGGUCUGGAAACUUGUCUGCAAGAACGUGUGCUCAAUGAUUUCGCUUUUCGAAACGCCCGAACUCUGAGCAAGCUCAUGAACCAUGGCAGACGUCAUUGUCGCGUACGCUUCUGGAGCAUCGUCCACUGUCAGGUGGUGUAUGAUGUAAAAUCUCUUUCAGCUGUCAACAAUGAAGUGAACGACUGUGUCAUGGUGUUGGGAAUCAACGUCGAAACAUGUGGAUUGGAUCUUUUCUGGUCUGAGGUCAAUUGUAAUACAAAAAGCAAAUUCAAUAUACCAAGUUCAGUGUGGGAAAGAUGGUAG